AAUUCAGAACGCAACUGGAUAUUGAACAAUCUGCAUUGAGUUUCACAAGUUCUUCAAAUUGAAUCGCAUUUAUCGCUUGAAUUUCAUACUCUACUAUUGCUUCGUGAUACGGAAUGGAUAUUUCUAAUGUAUCCGAGAAUGGAGUUGAGUGUGAAUCGGUCGGGCGGGAAGAUUGCAAAACAAAAUGUCAAAAUACUGUGAGCAGCUGUUUGUGCAGAAAAUACGCCUUCUGAGAAAAAAGGCAAUUGCGUGAGAAAACUCAGUGGAAAAGGAGCUGCAGCUUGUGAAAUCUCUCUAAAAUGACGUGGUGCACAGUGUCCGUGUACAAGUGGGUGUAUUCGGCGGUGCUGUUGGGGGAUUUUGCGAAGGUCUGCUUGGGGGAGGCCACAGACAUUGCCCUGGAUGCCAAAGCUACUCUAACUCACAGGAUAGAUAGUCUCAACCUCCUCCUGUACACCUUCCUCCUCACCUUAACAGUAUUAACCAUAUGGCUAUUUAAACAUCGCCGCGUCAGCUGGCUCCACGAGACGGGACUCGCUGUGAUCUACGGGUUAAUUGUUGGCGCCAUAAUUAGAUAUGCAAGUACCACGACUUCUUUGGUCCACCUGAAUGUGGAACCGGAUGUGCACGCCACGUACAAUGAGAGUCUGCCCCCGGACACAUUGUGGCUAAAAUUUCCGGGAAAGCUCAAUCACACGAAUCCAGAUGGAAAGAGUCUGCCUAACAAGACGUAUGCGUACACCUUCAGAGGAGCUGUGCAGGCCGAGGAGAACGAAAUUGACCUCAAGGCCACUUUUGAUCCGGAGAUAUUCUUCAAUAUUAUCCUCCCACCGAUCAUUUUCCACGCUGGAUACAGUCUCAAAAGAAAAUACUUCUUUCGGAACUUGGGAGCCAUUCUCACGUUUGCCAUCAUCGGAACAACUCUGUCAGCCUUCCUGAUAGGUGCUCUCAUGUACGGCUGCGUUCAGCUCAUGCCCGAGAAGUUGCGAAUGAGCUUUGGAUUCCUGGACACGCUCUACUUCGGCGCUCUCAUCUCACCCACAGAUCCUUUGACUAUCCUGGCUAUUUUCCACGACAUGCACGUCGACGUGAAUCUCUAUGCGCUGGUGUUUGGCGAGAGUGUUCUCAACGAUGCUGUGGCAAUUGUCUUGAGCGGGGCAAUCCAGAAUUAUGGGGAACACUACUCCAGCACAGGUGGCUUCGAAACUGAUGCCUUCUUCAGAUCUCUGGGAGACUUCUUCAGCAUCUUUAUGCUCUCUCUGCUCAUUGGAGCUUCGAUGGGCUGCUUUACGGCAUUGUUGACGAAAUUUACUCGUGUCCGGGACUUUCCGCUUCUGGAGUCCGCUCUCUUUGUUCUGAUGUCUUACAGUACUUUUCUGAUAGCCGAAGCAACGGAGUUGACGGGUGUUGUUGCGGUGCUUUUCUGUGGAAUUUGUCAAGCUCACUACACCUACAACAAUCUCUCGGAAGACUCGAGAACGAGGACGAAGCAGAUUUUCGAGCUCCUCAAUUUCCUAGCAGAGAACUUCAUUUUUUCCUAUAUUGGCGUGUCGAUGUUCACCUUCCCUAAGCACCACUUUGAUCCUUGGUUCAUCAUGAGUGGAUUUAUUUGCGCAGCGAUCGGUAGAGCUGUGAACAUCUAUCCACUGUCCUUCCUGCUGAAUUUGGGCAGGAAGCCUAAAAUUGCCAUGAAUUUCCAGCACAUGCUCUUUUUUGCUGGCCUUCGUGGUGCGAUGUCUUUCGCGCUGGCCAUUAGAAAUACCGUGUCCGAUGCCAGACAAGCAAUGUUAACCACAACAUCGCUUAUUGUUAUAGCCACGGUGAUUAUUCAAGGUGGUGCUUCGAAUUUCCUCCUCACGUGGCUCAAAAUCCCAUUCGGUGUGGAUGACGAGACAGAAGCUCUGAACUAUCAAGGAGUCAGAAGUGUCUAUAAUUCAAUGGAAAACACGACUGGGUCUAUCGACACAGGAUUAAAUUUGAGUCAGCUUCAAGUGUCGGGUAGAAGACGAAGCUCAUUGGAGACAGAGAGUGCUGAGAAUGAGAGUGGCGGAAAUGCUGGUCAAAGUUCUGCGGAUCACGGAAAGAAGAGUCAUGACAAGGCAUUUUUGGCGCGCAUUUGGGGCAAUUUUGAUACAAGGUACAUGAAGCCACUGCUAACGCAUUCGAGACCAACUCUGCUUGAGACACUGCCUGUUUGCUGUGGACCUCUGGCGAGACUUCUUACCACCACUGAACAAUUGACUCAGAAUGGUGUGACAAGACGCACAGACUCAGAUUCUGAUCUCUGCAUUGAGGAGGACUCGAACUAUCGUGGUCCGGGCGGAAGUGAGCCGCAGGCGAGAAGAAAUUCAAUAAGUCGUGUAAGUAUUCGGCUGGUAUCUGAUGAGAGAAACACCUUUCUUGCCAGUUACAAGACAAGAGAUUGAGACAGAGUGGUGGAAUUGCAAUUGCUGGAGGCUAAUCCGAUGCAUCCCAUUAAUCAUCUACACCUGUAGAAUAUUAUGUGAACUCAACAUAUGGAGGAUGUUAACUGCAAAUUAAUCCAUAAUAAUUUAUUCUGUUCUUUUUCUCUUCUUACUAUUUUGCAUGCCUGCAACUCUUUCCACC
Molecule: messenger RNA, 2607 nt
Organism: Phlebotomus argentipes
Lineage: Eukaryota; Metazoa; Arthropoda; Insecta; Diptera; Psychodidae
Gene: Nhe3
Product: sodium/hydrogen exchanger 6
Exons: 11
Coding region: 300-2426 (708 amino acids)
Biological process (GO): proton transmembrane transport; regulation of pH; sodium ion transport
Cellular component (GO): recycling endosome; membrane
Molecular function (GO): sodium:proton antiporter activity
Source: RefSeq, a predicted model, not a curated record